AUGAAACCUACUGGUGUGCCCUACGAAAAAAUCUACCAUACGUCGGCUUGGUUUUUAGCUGUAGCGGCAUGCACAUUUUUUGUUUCAUUAGCUCAAUCGUGGUGUACUAACAUUAGUUCUUCACGUCAAGUAAAGUAUAUUAGACAGCGUUUAAUUCAGGCAAUAUUGAGUCAAGACAUAGCAUGGCUGGAUGAACAUAAUAUUGGAGGCCUUAUGGAUAAACUGACUGAGCAUACAACUAAUAUACGUCUUGGUGUAGGAGAGAAACUGAAUGAAUUCAUUCAAAACAUCUCAAGUUUCGUAUUUAGCCUAUCUAUUGCAUUUGUAUGUGGUUGGAAGCUUAGUUUAGUCGCUUGUGCAACACUACCGUUAGUGCUUACUGGCUUUUCUCUGUUUGGUACUUUCGCAAGACGUUUCACUCAGAAAGAGCAUGAUGCAUAUUCCAAGUGUAGUGCAGUUGCAGAGGAGGUGUUGAGUGCAAUACGGACGGUGAUAGCUUUUGGUGCUGAGAGUAAAGAGGUUAUUCGUUACAGCAGUAAUUUGGAUGAAGCUGCUUCGUUUGGCACAAAACACGCUGGUUAUCUUGGAUUCGCUGGUGGUUUUGUUGGAAUGUCGAUAUACGCGUCUGCAGCUUUAGUAUUUUGGUAUGGAGUGACAUUAAUUCGACAAGAUAAUUAUGAUCCAGGAUCUGUAAUUCUAUUUUCAUCAGUAAUCAUCUAUGGAUUUGUAAAGACAUAUCAAAAACGCGCCAUAAUUGAUUAG
Trichobilharzia szidati is the source of this 762-nucleotide messenger RNA. NCBI's taxonomy places the organism in Eukaryota, Metazoa, Platyhelminthes, Trematoda, Strigeidida, Schistosomatidae. The record is from the annotation of a GenBank genome assembly.